Molecule: messenger RNA, 3577 nt
Organism: Echinops telfairi (small Madagascar hedgehog)
Lineage: Eukaryota; Metazoa; Chordata; Mammalia; Afrosoricida; Tenrecidae
Gene: CERK
Product: ceramide kinase
Exons: 13
Coding region: 132-1517 (461 amino acids)
Molecular function (GO): kinase activity
Source: RefSeq, a predicted model, not a curated record
UGGAAGCUUGGAGGCUCUCUACCCCUGGAACUUGGAGAUCAGAUGCCUGCUCGGUGCCGGUCUCCGAGAUCAUCGCCGUCGAGGAAGUGGACGUGAACAGCAAGCACGGCCUGGGUGGGAAGUGGCAGAAGAUGGAGAAGCCCCACGCUUUCACAGUGCACUGCGUGAAGCGAGCGCGGCGUCACCGCUGGAAGAAGGCGCAGGUGACGUUCUGGUGCACGGAUGAGCCGCUGUGCAGCCUGUGGCUGCAGACCCUCCGCGAGCUGCUGGCCAAGCUGACCUGCAGACCCAAGCAUCUGCUGGUGUUCAUCAACCCGUUUGGAGGCAAAGGGCAGGGCAGAAGGAUCUAUGACAAGAAGGUGGCCCCGCUCUUCGCCCUGGCCGCCAUCACCACGGACAUCAUCGUGACCGAGCGAGCCAACCACGCCAAGGAGCAUUUAUAUGAGACGAACCUAGAGAAAUACGAUGGAAUCGUCUGUGUCGGCGGGGACGGCAUGUUCAGUGAAGUCCUGCACGGCCUGGUCGGAAGGACGCAGCAGAAUGCCGGUGUGGACCAGAACCAGCCCCGGGCCACCCUGGUCCCGAGCCCGCUGCGGAUCGGCAUAAUUCCUGCGGGGUCCACGGACUGUGUGUGCUACUCAACAGUGGGGACCAAUGAUGCCGAGACGUCCGCCUUGCACAUCGUCGUGGGAGACUCGCUGCCCCUGGAUGUUUCCUCCAUCCACCACCGCAGCUCACUGCUGCGCUACUCAGUGUCCCUGCUGGGCUACGGCUUCUACGGGGACAUCAUCCGGGACAGCGAGAAGAAGCGGUGGAUGGGCCUCGCCAGAUACGACUUCUCUGGCUUGAAGACCUUCCUCUCCCACCACUCCUAUGAGGGGACCGUCUCCUUCCUCCCGGCCCAGCACACGGUGGGCUCCCCCAGGGACCAGAAGCCCUGCCGCUCGGGGUGUUUUGUGUGCAGGCAGAGCAGGCAGCAGCUGGAGGAGGAACAGAAGAAGUCGCUCUAUGGCUUAGAAAACUCCGAGGAGGUAGAGGAGUGGAAAGUGGCCUGUGGGAAGUUCCUGGCCAUCAACGCCACCAACAUGUCCUGCGCCUGCCCCCGAAGUCCCAGGGGCCUCUCCCCGGCCGCCCACCUGGGGGACGGGUCUUCGGACCUCAUCCUCAUCCGCAAGUGCUCCAGGUUCAACUUCCUGCGCUUCCUCGUCAGGCACACCAACCAGUACGACCAGUUUGACUUUGGGUUCGUGGAGGUCUACCGCGUGAAGAAGUUCCAUUUCACGUCCAAGCGCCUGGAGGAGGAGGACACUGACCUCCGGGAGGGCGGCAAGAAGCGGUUCGGGCAGCUCUGUCGCGGUGACCAUCCCGGGUGCUGCUGCCCCACCUCCAGCAGCUCCUGGAACUGUGACGGGGAGGUGCUGAGCACCUCCGCCUUGGAGGUCAGGGUCCACUGUCAGCUGGUCCAGCUCUUUGCCCGCGGGAUUGAGGACGGGCCGAAGCAGGCAUCGCACGGCUGAGAUGUGGCCAACACCGCCCCCUCCCACAGCACCAAGGAGAGGAGGAGAGGCCACAGCACACAGUUGCUUACGUUGAUAGUGACCUCGUAGGCGAGUGCCCGUUGUCCAGCGUCCUGUACAUAUCCGGCACCCUGCGCCCCUGGGAUGCGCUGGGCUUCUCGCAGAGCCAGUGGCACCAUGGCUUCUAGACCUCAUAGCCACUGGGCCGACCGGCUCUCCUGCAGUCACUUUAGACACCCAAUCAUACAUGACCAUACAUGCACAACCCAGUAGGUGGUGAGACGGUGGUGGAGAUUCCCCCACCCCAAGAAGGUGGUCCUUCCCGCAGUUGCCUGCACCCACCCUGUCUUCCCUUCAGUCCGGACUCUGUGACCCUUGGAUUCACGAUGCCCCGGCAGCCACGGUGCAUCUGAGAGAGGGGAGGGAGGGUGGGAGGCCAGCUGUCCCUGCAGCAGUGAUGCAGGUGACCAGGAAGACAGAGCUUUCAAACCCCAGCCUCCCACCCAGUCUUGCUUCUGAAUCCACUGGGCCCACCCAGGGCCCCUGGGCUUUACCGUGUGUGCACGGGGAGGGGCCAGGGCUGGGUGUUCCAGAAACAGCCUCAGGGCAGUUUGGAAAGCACCCGACAGAUCCGGGCCAUCACCCAUCCAGGACGCCGCUCUUUGUGGACACCGAGUAGAUUGGCUAUUGCUCGGCUCUAGGGGGCCACGGGGAGAAGCUGGCAUUAUGGGGGCACAAAAACACGCCUGGGGAGCCCUUUGCGAGCUGAGCCUGCCCCCACUCCCACAGGCUGGCAUUCCGGCUCAGGGGUCUGCUGGCUGUGGGGUCCCCCUGCAUUGUCCCCGUCAUCCCACUCAUUCCAUGGCCUUUACUGGACGUCUCUUUGCUCUCGGCCUGACGGGGGUCUUGGCGUCCCCUCAUCUGUUUGUCUCUGACCCCAGUGACUGCGGCUGGUCAGGGGGAGCUAGGAGGACGGCAUUCCUCCUUCAGUCCAGGGCUUCCACUCAGCCACAUCUCCACCCUCCUGAGUCGCUUCUGUCCGUCCGGCCGUGGAGGAGUGUCUGCAGGGACAGAGAGAGGGCUGGCAGCCACAGGCGGGCUGUGGUGCAAUGGACACGUUACUCCAGCGCCGGGCAGGUGGCAUGUCUGCAGACUGCACUGGUCUCAGGGCGGAUGUGAUGGGAGCCCCGUUGGAACCCAGGGCAGCGUCAAGCGCACCAGCACAGACAAGGUGGGUCUCUAUAAUCCUCUGGGAGGUGGCUCUUCUCGUCCUUCAGGAGGCUGGUGGUGAGCAGUGGCCACCUUCGUCUGCAGUGGAGGACUUGCUGUGCGUGGCCUGCACUCCCUGGGACCUCAGUAUGGAGGGCCGUUCCCGGCCAACAGCUGGCCCAACCUCAGUGCUCACCAAGGUCCCCUCCCAACAUUCCUGUCAUCUCUGUUGCACACACCCCCACUCCCCGCCCUGGCUGCCUUUCCUUGGCAGGGCCUGCCCUAAGGCCCACUUGGAAUUUCCUAGAAUCAGACCCAGCUGCUGAAAAGUAAGCAUUUCACGUUUGGCAUGACAAUGCCCUGCCCACACCAGAGCCCCAGUUGGGGGCCCGCCCCGGUGCACCCUGACACUCCCAAGGGCCAGCCUGGAAGCUUCUCUGGGCUCCUGGAGCCCACUGGGUGACCUGCAGUCAGAUGGGAAGGGACACCUCCCUCAGCGGAGACAUCAACUCCCAUCCUUCGGGGCUUUAAGAAAGAAAACCGAAGACAAGUGGCGGUCGUCCGUGAGCGCUUGGGACCCUCUGGAAGCUGUGUCCCAGUCUUGAUUCAUGAGUAGAGCCCUAGGCAGCCACCGAGCCCGGCAGCAGUGUACGGACUCUGCCCCAGAGGCGGCGGCGAGAGCCCAACACCUGUGCCCGCCGCCAGCUGAGGGGCCGGGCCUGUCUCACUGAUGGGGGUGGGGUGGGGGUGCCCCCUUCUCUCUCAAAUCUUGCUGGUUCCAAGAUGAGAGUGGGUGGGACGCGUGGGCGGGUCAGUCUGAGAAGGCAACAAUAAAGACACUUUGGGCAGAA